Molecule: messenger RNA, 1735 nt
Organism: Biomphalaria glabrata
Lineage: Eukaryota; Metazoa; Mollusca; Gastropoda; Planorbidae
Product: AP-3 complex subunit sigma-1-like
Exons: 7
Coding region: 182-778 (198 amino acids)
Biological process (GO): intracellular protein transport; Golgi to vacuole transport
Cellular component (GO): intracellular membrane-bounded organelle; AP-3 adaptor complex; membrane coat
Source: RefSeq, a predicted model, not a curated record
CAAAAUAAAAACCGGAAGUGUAAUGGCGAAUGCCACAACAUAAAGUAAUUGAAAUAAAACAUCUACUGAUCGUAGAUCUAGUAAUAAAUUUAGGAAAUUAAUGAUCGCAUUAAUGACUAAGCAUUAUUUAUCAAGAUAAUUACAAUAAUAAGGAUAGUUUUUUUUUCCAUAAAACUUGACCAUGAUCAAAGCAAUUUUAGUUUUUAAUAAUCAUGGCAAACCUCGACUGAGCAAGUUCUAUCAAUUUUAUCCUGAAGAUCUUCAGCAUCAGAUUAUAAGAGAAACAUUCCAUCUUGUAUCCAAGAGAGAUGACAGUGUCUGCAAUUUCCUUGAGGGAGGAACACUUAUUGGUGGGUCAGACUAUAAACUAAUCUAUCGACAUUAUGCCACUUUGUAUUUUGUCUUUUGUGUUGACUCAUCUGAGAGUGAGUUAGGAAUAUUAGAUCUUAUCCAGGUUUUUGUGGAGACCUUAGAUAAAUGUUUUGAAAAUGUCUGUGAGCUGGAUCUGAUAUUCCAUGUUGACAAGGUUCACUACAUCCUGUCUGAACUAGUAAUGGGGGGCAUGGUCCUUGAGACAAACAUGACAGAGAUCAUCACAAGGAUAGAGGAACAGAACAAGCUUGAGAAGCAGGAGUCCAGAGAAAAUCUGUUUGGAGUCCUGCACAGAGUAGGGGGGAAUGCUGGCAUUUAUGGAAAGACUAAUGACCCAGAGCUGGAUAGCAUUCAGGGUCAUGAGAGUCACUCAUCUAUCUUUCUGCCAAAGGGGGUACGGCUGUAAAGCAAAAAAAAACACACACAAAGUUAGGCAAGGCUGGCAUUUCUGCUGCUCCUGCCCGAGCUGUUUCGGCUGUGAAAGAGAUGAACAUUCCUCAGAAAAUCAAAGACAUCAAGUUACCUGAUCUACCAAGUCUUGGAAAUUUGAAAUUUUAGCACUGUCUUUGUUUAUUUAAUAGAUCAAUUUAAAGAUAAAGAAAUUGUGAACAUCUGUUCCACCUUGUCAUCGUGUCUAAAACAUUGAGUUGAUGUAUGUAAAGAAUUUGUUUGUAUAGUAAAGUUAAUAAUGUAGGUCACCAUUCUAACACAUGCUCAAGAAAUGAUGUACCCCACCCCCCUUACUUUGGGUGAUUAUUUUGUUGGAAUGCAUUUCUAUGAGCACAAUAAGAGUCCCAAUAAACUGUUAGUUAUUGUGAUGCUGUUUUUUUUUUUUUUUUUUGUAUGAGUAGUAAAAAAAAAGUGAAUUUCUGUUUACUGAUGAUUCUGUAUCGUGUAUAGUUAUGACUUCAACAUUACAUUGAAAAUAUUUAUGCCGUCUCAUCUUUCAUUGGUUGCAUAGCUAAACAGACGUUCAUCUUUCAUAAUGACAUGUUGUUCAUUAAUACAUUUUUAAGUUCAUUUUAUUUUUCAUUUCAUUUGUUUUUGCAUAGAUAUUUCUAAAAAGAGAUUUUCAGAAUUAUUUUCUUUUAUGAUGGUCAAUUUGCGUGAGAUAUCUGCUGAUGUGAGAAAGUUGUUAGAAUGAAUGCAUUGGGCAAGUCUAGGGGAUUGACUUGUACCCUCUGUAGUUUGGGACUGUGCACUAGUAUUAGCACUCGGGGAGGUGCUAGCAUUUAAAAGUAUGUGAUAGUAUGCAUUUCUGAGUGACUGCAUCAACAAUUAUUGUAAUUACUUUUAUUUUUUUUUUGUAUGGAAAUUGUUUGGUGAAAGAUAAUAUUAAAUUAGAUUUUUUUAAGGUAAAAAA